Molecule: messenger RNA, 5190 nt
Organism: Entelurus aequoreus (snake pipefish)
Lineage: Eukaryota; Metazoa; Chordata; Actinopteri; Syngnathiformes; Syngnathidae
Product: zinc finger protein 646
Exons: 4
Coding region: 310-4695 (1461 amino acids)
Biological process (GO): regulation of transcription by RNA polymerase II
Cellular component (GO): nucleus
Molecular function (GO): DNA-binding transcription factor activity, RNA polymerase II-specific; RNA polymerase II transcription regulatory region sequence-specific DNA binding
Source: RefSeq, a predicted model, not a curated record
GUGAUGACGUCACAGGCGGCAGGAAGUUGACGUCACAGCGGUGGAAAAGAAGCAGGAGGUGAAAGUCGACAUUAGAAGACAAAAUGCCGCACGUCUAAGUGUUCCUAAGGGGGGUUUGCACCGAGGGAGCCUCAGUGGUGGUCGCGCAGAAACGCUCCCCACACCAGCAGUCAGGGGAGGGUCCCGAUUGUCCGCCAGGGAGAAGAUGGGCGGCGCCCUCCACUGAUGAGCUGAGCCCCCCCGCAUCCCCGGGGUCACCGCCGACUGCAGCGUGGUGACUCCUCCCCUAAAGACCGGCGCCGGCCUACUAUGGCAAUGCAUGAUAUGAGUGGUUCCAAGGGUUUCCCCUGCAAAGAAUGUGAUAUGGUCUGCCCCAGUACUCCCAGUCUUCUAGAACACAUGAAAGCACAUUACCAGCAAGGAGAGAGUGCACGUUUUGAGUGUGAGCAGUGUGGACGACUUUACAAGCACGCCGCCAGCCUCGCCAACCACAAAAAGUCUCACGAAGUGGGCUCCUUCCAGUGUCCCGUCUGCACCCGCACCCUGCCCAACGCCGUGGCCCUCAAGAACCACCUUCGCAUACACACCUUGUCCCCAAGUAGCGCGCACGCCGAGGAGGAGAGCGAGGAGGCUCCUGAGGAAGGAGGUCAUCACGAGAGGGACUACGGCCUCGCUCAGGACUUAGCGGACGGCUUCGGGCGCCCGCACCUGAACAACAGCGGCCUGCAGGGCCACGAAGCGGACGAGCACGAGAAGAAAGGUUCCCCCGGGUCGGACGACGCCUGGGACCGACCGUUCAAGUGCGACCAGUGUGACAGAAGCUACCGGCACCACGGCAGCUUGGUGAACCACAAGAAGUGUCACCAGCAAGGAAGCUUCAAGUGCUCCGUGUGCUUCAAACAAUUCAGCAACCUGGCCGCCCUCAACAGCCACGAAAGAAGCCACUCCAAGUUCAAGACCCCGGCCGCCCCAAUGGUGAGCGGCAGCAGCGGCAGCCUCCUGGAGUCGGAGCGCCGCGGUGGCAGCUCUCAGGCGUCCCAGAGCGAUAGCUCCUGCUUCUGCCACCUGUGUCAGAUCUCGCUGCCCAACAAGUCCGACUUCCAGGAGCACAUUCUCCUGCACAACACCGCCUCACCGUCUCUUGGACUGUCCCGCAGCUUCCCCGCCAUCAUGCCCCACAAUCUGAGUGCGGUUCGAUCUCCGGCCUACACUCCGGCCCUCGGGGACCCGUUGCCCUUGCCGCCUUUACCCAGUGACAAAAGGGGUCCUUAUGACCCCAUAAUGGGCCCUCCUGUCAAUAAUCCCAUCUAUACGUGUGCGUACUGCGGAGCAGGGCAUCCCGACUUGGAGACUCUUAAAGUCCACUACUUGACGCAUGACCCUCACUCCGCCUCCCACGGCCAGGACAGUUCCAUCCUCAACUCCGAGACGCUAAGUUCCGCUUCCCAGGGCUCAGUGUCUUCCCCUUCUGGAGGCCACGUGGCACAGUCCGGUUCUCCCGAGGACGCGGAUCGUCGCUUUAAGUGUGGCGAGUGUGGCAAGAGCUACCGGCACGCAGGCAGCCUUGUCAACCACAAGCGCUGCCAUCAGACGGGCCACUAUCAGUGUAGCGUCUGUUGCAAGCAGUACCCUCACCUGGCGGCGCUGCACAGCCACCUGCGAAGCCACAAGGGCCGCUCCUCCAACCAGCAGCUCGGCGACGGCAAUGACUGGUUGUCUCCAGAGCCUCUCACGUUGGACUCUCAGCAGAGCUACGUGCAGGAGGGCAGGGGCACCACCACGCCCAUCUCUCUCUCCGCCAGCCUCACUGACGCGGCCCACUUUGUCCCGGAUGCCGGACACAACAGCGCUCUGGACUCACUGGAGUUCCACGAGCGCUUCGACGGCGGCUCGACUCACCGACAGGCCGACCGCCAUGUGUGCGCCGACUGCGGCGAGAUGUACGCCGAUGUGUCAGGCAUUAAGUCCCACAUGUGCCCGCGCCGUGGUCAAGCGGCGCCUCCGCAGCAGAGCAACAUGUCCAACGGCUUCCUGGGCAACAUGAACUACCACAGCACCAGUAGCAACUCCAUGGCCGCCGGCAGCCUGAAGGAGGGAAGCGGCCAACGACCGUACUCUCAGACCGGAGGCAAGAGGAUGGCCACUGCCGACAAGAACGACGAGGAUGACGGGGAAGUCUACCAGUGCUCCGUGUGCGGAAACCACUACGCCAGCCUCAGAGCCUUGCGCAGCCAUCUGCGAAGUCAUGCCAACAAUCCCAGCGGCCCUGGACCGUCCAGCCUGCAGCAGGAUUGGAGGAUGAUCUGCCCCACAUGCGGACAAAGUUUCUCCAGGAAGCAGGACCUCCUAAAUCACCAGCUAGUCCACGGCCCACAAAGACCGGACGGGCAACAACAGGGCAUCGGAGGGACUUCCAGCAAUGGCGGCGACAAGAUGGACGGGCGCAGCCACAUCUGCGUAGACUGUGGUAUGUUUUUUGCCGACCGUCACCACCUGAUCACUCACCUGUGUCCCGGCAAGAAUCGAGCCGGUUCCUUGGCUAAGCAGGGCCUAAACGGAGCCAAAAGGAUGUCCGGAGGUGAGGGCGUCGCCGGAGGAAGCCGCGACUUUGCCGGGAACGGACGUCGGCCAAUGAUGGACCAGAGUGACAAACCCCACAAGUGUGACCAGUGUGGGCGGGGCUACAGGCACCCGUGCUCCCUCCUCAACCACAAGAAGUCCCACAAGACGGGUGUGUUCCGCUGCCUGGUGUGUCAGAAACGUUACUACAACCUGCUGGCCCUCAAGAACCACCAGAGGACUCACUUCGAUCUCAAGAGGCACAAGUGUGAAGAAUGCGGGAAGGCCUUCAAGAUCCAAAAACAGCUCAUCAACCACCUGCGUCUCCACGAGGAACAUCGAGCCAAAGGUCUGGUUCGUAGCGGCCCCAAUGUUUCCCGCUUCCAGCAGCCGGGGCCGUCUCAGCUGCAGAGCAUGCGAGGGGAGUCGUCCAAGGGCCCCGCCCUGAACAUUAAAUAUUCCCAGCAGGGCUUCAAAAAGCCGUACUCGUCCGCCGGAACGUCUCGACCUCAGAAGUUCGACCCGGCCGAGACCGGACGCCGGCCUUUUGCCUGCGAGGAAUGCGGGAAGACCUACAGGCACGCGGGCAGCCUGGCCAAUCACAAGAACCUGCACAAAAUCGGCGAGUACCACUGCAACGUGUGCAACUCCACCUACCCCAACCGGCUGGCCAUGAAGAACCACCUGCGGCUGCACUUCGCCCAGAAGAAGCACAACUGCCAGGAGUGCGGGAAAGGUUUUCGCACUCAGAGGCAGCUGGCCACGCACACCACUGCCGGCUUGUGCAAGGGUCCGCAGGGCCCCGGCGCCCAGAUGGAUUUCGAGUGCGACGGCUGCUGCGAAGGCUUCCCCUCGGCCAACGAGCUGGCGGCGCACGACUGCCCCGCCCAGCACCUGCCCUCGUCCUCGUCGGCCGGCAGCUCCACCAACGUUAGCAUAGAAAGGAGCUCGACGGACCUGGACUCGGACGAGCGGCCGUACGCCUGCGACCUGUGCAGCUGCGCCUACAAGCACGCCAGCUCCUUGCUGAACCACAAGCACACGCACAAAACGGGCAACUUCCGCUGCAACUUCUGCGACAAGCCGUACACCAACUACAUGGCGCUGCGCAACCACAUGCGCAUCCACACGCAGCGCAAGAAGCACAUCUGCCACACCUGCGGCAAAGCCUUCCGCCUGGCCCGCUUCCUCCGCAACCACCAGAAGGUCCACGAGGAGGGCGCCACACCUUUUGGCUGCCCCACCUGCGGGAAGAGUUUCCAGGGGAGGUCGGGCCUGGCCAGACACCGCUGCGGGGACAACCAGGUAGGCAUGGAGGUCCGGAGGAAGCCCACCGCAGCCGCAGGGGAAGGCGAGGAAUGUCGGUACACGUGUGACCAAUGCGGACGCUCCUACCGCCACGCCAGCUCCCUCCUCAACCACAAGAACACCCACACGCUGGGCAUCUACCACUGCGCCGUGUGCCUCAAGACCUACCCCAACCUGCUGGCCCUCAAGAACCACCGUCGCAUCCACUCAGAGACACGCCGCCACCGCUGCCACGACUGCGGCAAAGGUUUCCGCGUCUCCUCGCAGCUCUACAACCACCGGCGGGUGCACCAGAAGCAGCGGGAGCUGACCUGCACCUCGUGCCAGCGCGCCUUCCCUACCCGGGCCAGCUUCCGCUUGCACAUGGAGAUCAGCCACGGCCAGCCGCAAAAGCCACGCCUCCCCCGUCCGCAACCGGGCUGGGGCUCGGGUCUGGACCUCACCUUGAUGCAAGAACAGGGACUGCCGCCCAGGGCGCAUGUCUGUGAUCAGUGUGGGCGGUCCUACCGCCACGCCAGCUCCCUGGUCAAUCACAAGAACAGCCACAAGACCGGGACCUUCUUGUGCAGCUCCUGUCACAAGGAGUUCCCCAACCUGAUGUCCCUCAAGAACCACCGCCGCAUCCACACCGAGCCCAAACGCUACCAGUGUCCCGAGUGCGGCAAGUCCUUCCGCGUGUCCACGCAGCUCGUCUGCCACCGCCGCAUGCACACCAAGGAGAAGCCCUUCAGGUGCACGCGCUGCGACAAGCACUUCUCCUCCAAGUCCAACCUGCGGCACCACAUGAAGGUGCACGCCAACUACCUGCCCGCCGGACCCUUCCUUUAAACGCCGCUCGCCUCAAUGACUAACGAACAGCGCCAUUGACACAAGGGGCGGGGCGAAGCCGAGGCAAGGCGGGGUCUCGUCUUCACUGGUGGCCUUUGUCACAGGUUUUCAUGUAGGGGGCGGAGCUAUACACACCCGCAGCGAACAGUGGCGGUCACAUGACUCACCUUUUUGCUAACGUCACGUGUCAUCGGGCAUGUGAACUCUGACCUGACCUGACCUGACCUGACCUGAGGGCUUUUUCAGGAAAAGGAUUGAAGCUCCGCCUCCUGGCCACUGACCUCAUUUAUUUAUAUGAUUAACAUGUGUAAUGACUAGUGUGUAGUGCUCCUAUUACCCACAAUCCCUCUGUCCAUGUAGCGUGCUGUGUUUAUGGUUAGCAGCUAGAUAGGACAAGGUCAUGUGACGUGCGUGCGCUUCCUCUCAGUCAUGUGACCUUUUCUAAACAACUUUUAUAACCUUUAACCUCUACUCACAAUAAAUAGAUGACUACCA